This is a messenger RNA of Onthophagus taurus, 1785 nucleotides long. RefSeq names its product juvenile hormone esterase-like. Lineage: Eukaryota; Metazoa; Arthropoda; Insecta; Coleoptera; Scarabaeidae. The record is from RefSeq and is a predicted model, not a curated record.
GUCCAUUUGUGAUAUCGCUGCAGUGCAAUUUCAAGCUCGCAAAUAUGUUGGUGUCUCUAACAAAACAAGCUCAAGUUGUAAUUUUCUUAUUAGCCAUUUCAACAAUUUCCGAUUGUUAUGGAUAUCAUCAGCAUUCCAAACGGCAAGAAGAAAGUUUAAUCGUUCAAACAACUAAAGGACGCGUGAUCGGAAAAAAUGAUCAAACUGAAACCGGGGUUAAAUAUUUUUCGUUCCAAGGAAUUCCUUAUGCAAAACCACCUUUAAACCAAUUAAGAUUUGAACCCCCUCAAGAAUUUUCUUGGAAUGAUGAACUUUGGAAUGCAACUUACGAAAGAAAUGAAUGCGUGCAAGCUUUCCCCGGGUUUUACAUUCCAAUUAGUGGUCGUGAAGAUUGUCUAUAUUUGAACGUUUACACCAGAUCGAAAUCCAAUAAAAAUUUAAAACCGGUUAUGGUGUGGAUUCACGGGGGAAGUUACGUCUUCGGAAGUGGAAAUAAAAAUUAUUAUAGCCCCGAAUAUUUCUUAGAUAAAGAUAUGGUUGUUGUCAACAUUAACUAUAGGUUAGGAGUUUUUGGCUUUUUAAGCACAGGGGAUGAAAUCAUCCCUGGAAAUAUGGGGCUAAAAGAUACGAUUGUUGCAUUAAAAUGGAUCAAAGAAAACAUUGAAUUUUUCGGGGGAAACCCAUCUGAAGUUACAAUAAUGGGAGAAAGUUCCGGAGCUGAAUCCGUCGGUUAUUUGAUCCAAUCAGAAUCAGCUCAAGGAUUAUUUAAAAGGGGUAUCCUACAAAGUUGGACUCCAAUAAACGGGUUAGUUAGGCCAGAAAAAAUGAGAAAUGCUUUAAAACUUCUCGGGGAAUUUUUCGGGGUUAACGGAAAUAAUCAAGAAAUCAUCAACAAAUUAAAAACGGUCGAUUUUUCUUCACUACAUCUUUACUCGAUCGUUCUUACCGAGAAACUUCGCGCCGAUUUAUUCGAUGAAAGUUUAUUUGGGGCCGUCUUAGAAAAGGAAACUUCAAAAUUAGGGGUUAUAACCCAACCACCAUACGAGCAAGUACAAAAAUGCAAUUUUGAAUCCGUUCCGAUUAUAAUCGGGUUUAAUUCUGAAGAAUCUUUAACUUACGAAGACGUUUUAGACAAUCAAAGAUAUACAUAUAUAAAUUUCGAUGUGAAUCCUGAGACUUUAGUAGCUAAAGAUAUGGAUGUUAAAGGAAGAUGUGACCCGAAAGAAACUGGGAAAAAAAUUAAAGAUCAUUAUGCGGGGAGAGAUGGAAGCUUCGUUAACGAAAAGCAACCGAUUAUUCGGUAUGUGAGCGAUAUUUUAUUUAUGAAAACAGCCGUUGAGUACUCAAAGUUGUAUUCGAAAUGUAACCAAAAUGUUUAUUUAUAUCGAUUUUCUUAUGUCAGAAACAAAACUGCUACAGGUGCUGGCCAUACGGAUGAAUUAAGAUAUUUAUUCCCAACGUAUCCUUUAGUUACAAUAAGAGAACCUCUAACAGUUGAGGAACAAAAAGUUUCUAAAAACAUCGUUUCUUUAUGGAGUAAUUUUAUGAAAACUGGAAAUCCAACUCCAACACAAAGCGAAUUUAACAUAAAUUGGAAUAAAAGCACCGCAAAAAAUCAACAUGAAUAUUUAGACAUCGACAUUGAACUUGCUAAAAAUAACUUGAACGGUGCACCAUUUAAAAACGACUUCGAUUUGUGGGAGAAUCUUUAUAAAACUUGUGGAAAAGUAAAAGGAAUUUAAUUCCAGUUCAUUUUAUAUUAAUAAAUAAAUAUUUUAAUCUUAA